AUGUCGCCAUUGAUCAGCAGCGUCGCCACGCCCCCUGCCCCUACUACUAAGUCGAUGAGCACCUUCCCGCAGUAUAACGGUCUCCAGAAGUGCCCCUGGAAACCUGGUGAUGGUCUCGAGGGCUGUCCACAUAGGACAUUCGGUCGUACCUCCAAGUCGUCGGCUGCUGGGAGUGGCAAUGUGGUGAACAGCGCGUUGGAGUUGGUGGGAAGCACGCCUAUGGUGAAGUUAGAACGAAUUAUGAAGGAAUUUGAUCUACCAUGUGAGCUGUGGGCUAAGGCUGAGUACUUCAACCCAGGGGGUAGUGUCAAGGAUAGGAUCGCCCUGAGGAUGAUAGAGGCAGCUGAGGAGGAGGGCAGAAUCAGACCAGGGGAUACCCUCAUCGAGCCUACUAGUGGUAACACUGGUACGGGUCUGUGUCUGGCGGCCGCCAUAAAGGGGUACAAAAUGGUCGUCACAAUGCCGGAGAAAAUGAGUGGAGAGAAGGUAAAUAUGAUGAAGUGCCUGGGCGCUGAGAUACUACGGACCCCUAAUGAGGCGGCGUGGAACACCCCGGAAUCUCACAUAGGCUUGGCUAUCAAAUUGCAGAGGGAAAUUCCCCGUAGUCAUAUACUGGAUCAGUAUUUGAACCCUGCUAACCCGAUGGCACACUACGAGGGGACGGGCGCGGAGAUUAUCGAGCAGUGUGAUGGGAAGGUGGACGUGAUGGUCCUGGGCGCGGGCACUGGGGGUACCAUAACGGGAGUUGCGAGGAAGCUGAAGGACGUCCUCGGGGAUCAAUGUUUGGUCGUUGGAGUAGAUCCAGUGGGGUCGAUUUUGGCAGUGCCAGACUCGCUGAACGACCCGGGCAGAUUGGAGGGAUAUCAGGUGGAAGGCAUUGGUUAUGAUUUCAUACCUACAGUGCUCGACAGAGAUCCCACUGUGAUAGAUGAGUGGAUGAAGGUUGGCGAUCCCGAAGCCCUAGCCAUGGCCAGGAAGCUCAUCCGACUGGAAGGUCUAACCGUUGGGGGAAGCUCGGGGACAUGCGUGGCUGCUGCGGUCCGCUAUAUAAAGUCGAAGUCACCGGAGGAAAUGGUUGGCAAAAGGGUCGUGGCGUUGCUACCCGACUCCUCUCGAAAUUACAUGUCUAAGUUCCUGGAUGAUGGUUGGAUGUUGUCCCACGGCUUCAUCUCAAUGGAGGAGCAUCCCGGUUACUCUAAUUAUAAACAGAAGCGUUGGGGAGGAUUAUCAUUGAAGGAGUCGGGAAUUGUUUUUGGGAAAAUUUUAACCCUGAGCCCGUCUCUCUCGGCAUUCGAGGGAAUUAGGAUGAUUAAAUCAGCUGCUCAGGAGGACCCUACCUAUUCAGCAGAGGUUGCUAUGCUUAGCAGUGGACAGGACAUGGUGACGAUGAAGAAUCUGUAUACACGUGUGACGGCUGCUGAAGACCCCAAGACUCUCACUUUGGAGAAGUGCAAGGUUAAACCGAGUCCUCCCCUGAGUGUGUCGAUGGAUGCCUCUCUUGCCGAAGUUGCCAUCAAGCUCGAGGUCCAAUCCUACGUCCCGGUCCUCGUUGGGGAGGAGGUCUGUGGGGUCAUCGAUAGUGGAACCUUCCUUCACUUUUUGGCUACCUCGGUAUGA
Perkinsus marinus ATCC 50983 is the source of this 1617-nucleotide messenger RNA. RefSeq names its product Cystathionine beta-synthase, putative. Gene Ontology annotation, molecular function: cysteine synthase activity; cystathionine beta-synthase activity. The record is from RefSeq and is a predicted model, not a curated record. NCBI's taxonomy places the organism in Eukaryota, Perkinsozoa, Perkinsida, Perkinsidae. Gene Ontology annotation, cellular component: cytoplasm. Bases 1 to 1617 code for a protein of 538 amino acids. The transcript is spliced from 14 exons.